Cicer arietinum (chickpea) is the source of this 3923-nucleotide messenger RNA. RefSeq names its product phytochrome A. Gene Ontology annotation, molecular function: photoreceptor activity; phosphorelay sensor kinase activity; protein homodimerization activity. Gene Ontology annotation, biological process: red, far-red light phototransduction; regulation of DNA-templated transcription; detection of visible light. Lineage: Eukaryota; Viridiplantae; Streptophyta; Magnoliopsida; Fabales; Fabaceae. The record is from RefSeq and is a predicted model, not a curated record.
UAUUCAUUCCAUUCUCUUCUUCCUACCUUCUUUCACAUGGGGACACUAUAUAUAAAAUUGAUAUAUCUUUAUGGUAUGGCGGUCCCUUAUCAGUCACAAUAGUAAGGUUGGAGUUUGAAGUGGGAGACAACAAGAGGGAGGGACGGUCAUCGAGAUUCACUAUCUUCUUGCAGCUGUUGCAGGGUAUGGUAUGGUGGUCACACCCCAAAUGCUUAUUUUAACCCUUUAGCAAAUACCACUUGUUCACUUCAACUUUCUCUUUCUCAACCAAGUUUUUCCCUUCAUACAAGUUUGUGUUAAAAUGUCAACCUCAAGGCCGAGCCAAUCGUCCACCAAUUCAGGGAGAUCAAGACAUAGUGCUAGGAUUAUUGCUCAGACAACUGUAGAUGCAAAACUUCAUGCUACUUUUGAGGAGUCUAGUAGUUCCUUUGACUACUCCAGUUCGGUGCGUGUCUCCGGCUCAGUCGAUGGAGAUCAUCAACCAAGGUCCAACAAAGUAACAACAGCUUACCUCAAUCACAUACAGAGAGGCAAGCAAAUCCAGCCUUUUGGGUGUUUGCUAGCUUUAGACGAGAAAACGUGCAAGGUUGUUGCAUACAGUGAGAAUGCACCUGAAAUGCUGACCAUGGUUAGUCAUGCUGUCCCUAGUGUUGGUGACCACCCUGCCCUUGGCAUUGGAACUGACAUAAGAACAAUCUUCACUGCACCGAGUGCUUCUGCGUUACAGAAGGCGCUAGGAUUCGCUGAGGUUUCGCUUCUUAACCCCAUCCUUGUUCAUUGCAAGACUUCUGGGAAGCCAUUUUAUGCGAUCAUCCAUCGUGUUACCGGUAGUUUGAUCAUUGAUUUUGAGCCAGUGAAGCCUUAUGAAGUUCCCAUGAAUGCAGCAGGUGCCUUGCAAUCUUACAAGCUUGCUGCUAAAGCAAUCACCAGAUUGCAAUCUUUGCCUAGUGGGAGCAUGGAAAGGCUUUGCGAUACAAUGGUUCAAGAAGUUUUUGAACUCACGGGUUAUGACCGGGUGAUGGCAUAUAAAUUUCACGAGGAUGAUCAUGGCGAGGUGAUUGCUGAGAUAGCAAAGCCAGGCCUAGAGCCAUAUCUAGGUUUGCACUAUCCGGCCACGGAUAUUCCCCAGGCUGCACGCUUUUUAUUUAUGAAGAACAAGGUCCGUAUGAUAGUUGAUUGUCAUGCUAAACAUGUGAAGGUUCUUCAAGAUGAAAAACUCCCAUUUGAUUUGACUUUGUGUGGUUCAACCUUAAGGGCUCCACAUAGUUGCCAUUUACAGUACAUGGCAAAUAUGGAUUCAAUUGCUUCACUGGUUAUGGCAGUAGUAGUCAAUGACAGUGAUGAAGAUUCGGAUAGCACUGAUGCAGUUCAUCCACAAAAGAAAAAGAGACUUUGGGGUUUGGUAGUUUGUCAUAACACUACUCCAAGGUUUGUUCCUUUUCCUCUAAGGUAUGCUUGUGAAUUUCUGGCUCAAGUAUUUGCCAUCCAUGUGAACAAAGAAAUAGAGUUAGAAUAUCAGAUUCUUGAAAAGAAUAUCCUGCGCACACAGACACUGUUGUGUGAUAUGCUGAUGCGAGAUGCGCCCUUAGGUAUUGUAUCACAAAGUCCUAAUAUAAUGGAUCUAGUGAAAUGUGAUGGGGCUGCACUCUUGUACAAAAACAAUUUAUGGAUAUUAGGAGUGACACCAAGUGAAUCCAAGAUACGAGAGAUAGCUUUAUGGAUGUCCGAGUACCAUACGGAUUCCACAGGUUUGAGUACAGACAGCUUGUCUGAUGCAGGGUUCCCAGGGGCUCUUUCUGUUGGUGAUACUGUAUGUGGAAUGGCGGCUGUUAGAAUAACUCCAAAAGACAUAGUUUUUUGGUUUAGGUCGCACACAGCUGCAGAAAUCCGAUGGGGUGGUGCAAAGCAUGAACCUAGUGAACAGGAUGAUGGUAGGAAGAUGCAUCCAAGAUCAUCGUUCAAGGCUUUCCUUGAAGUUGUGAAGGCUAGGAGCUUACCGUGGAAAGACUUUGAAAUGGACGCUAUUCAUUCGUUGCAGUUAAUACUGAGAAAUGCUUCCAAAGAUACAGAGAGUGUGGAUUUAAAUACGAAGGCAAUCAAUACAAGACUAAAUGAUUUGAAGAUCGAAGGGAUGCAGGAAUUGGAAGCGGUGACUAGUGAGAUGGUUCGGUUAAUUGAAACAGCAACAGUGCCUAUUUUGGCAGUGGAUGUUGAUGGGAUGGUGAAUGGGUGGAAUAUAAAAAUUGCUGAGUUGACAGGUCUUCCAGUUGAUGAAGCUAUUGGAAAGCAUUUACUCACACUUGUUGAGGAUUCUUCAAGUGAUAUAGUCAAGAAGAUGCUCAACUUGGCACUGCAGGGUGAGGAAGAGAAGAAUGUCCAAUUCGAGAUUAAAACACAUGCAUCUAAGAUGGAUUCCGGUCCUAUUAGUUUGAUAGUUAAUGCGUGUGCAAGCAAGGAUCUUCGCGAUAAUGUAGUAGGGGUUUGUUUCGUAGCCCAAGAUAUAACUGCUCAGAAGACAGUCAUGGACAAAUUCACACGAAUCGAAGGCGAUUACAAGGCAAUUGUACAGAACCCAAAUCCAUUAAUCCCUCCUAUAUUCGGUACAGAUGAAUUCGGCUGGUGUUGCGAGUGGAAUCAAGCUAUGAUAAAGUUAACUGGAUGGAAACGAGAGGAGGUGAUGGAUAAAAUGCUCCUGGGAGAGGUUUUCGGAACUCAGAUGGCUUGUUGUCGUCUAAAGAAUCAAGAAGCUUUUGUUAAUUUCGGCAUUGUACUUAAUAAAGCCAUGACCGGUUUCGAAACGCAGAAGGUUGCUUUUGGUUUCUUUGCCCGGAAUGGCAAGUAUGUAGAGUGUCUACUUUCUGUAAGUAAGAAACUGGACGCGGAGGGCCUAGUCACCGGAGUCUUCUGUUUCUUGCAGUUAGCUAGCCCAGAACUGCAACAAGCAUUACAUAUUCAGCGCCUAUCUGAACAAACUGCUCUCAAGAGACUGAAAGUAUUACAUUAUAUGAAAAGGCAGAUCAGAAAUCCUUUGUCGGGGAUUGUGUUUUCCAGUAAAAUGUUGGAGGGUACUGACUUGGGAACAGAACAAAAACGACUUUUGAGCGCCAGUGCUCAGUGCCAGCGCCAGCUUAGCAAAAUUCUUGAUGACUCAGAUCUAGACAGCAUCAUUGAUGGAUACUUGGAUCUUGAGAUGGCUGAAUUCACUUUGCAUGAGGUACUGGUUACCGCUCUUAGUCAAGUCGUGACAAGGAGUAACACAAAGGGAAUCCGAAUAGUCAAUGAUGUUGCCGAGCAUAUCGCGAUGGAAACCUUGUAUGGUGAUAGUCUUAGGCUUCAGCAGGUCUUGGCUGACUUCUUACUAAUUUCCAUCAAUUCCUCACCAAAUGGAGGUCAGGUUGUUAUAGCAGCCUCUCUAACUAAAGAACAGUUGGGGAAAUCUGUCCAUCUUGUUAAUUUGGAGCUCAGCAUAACACACGGUGGUAGUGGGGUGGCAGAAGCAUUGUUGAACGAGAUGUUUGGAAAUAAUGUGCUAGAAUCAGAAGAGGGUAUUAGCCUACACAUCAGUAGAAAGUUGCUAAAGCUUAUGAAUGGAGAUGUUCGUUAUUUAAAAGAAGCAGGCAAAUCAUCUUUUAUCCUAUCUGUUGAACUUGCAGCAGCUCAUAAGUUGAAAGGUUAAAAUUUUGGAUAAAUUAAUAAAAGAUGAUACAACAUGAUGAUGUGUUUGCUUUGUACAUCAGAUAUUAAUUGAUGCAUUCCUUGUUCAUUGUAACUCUGAUUUGUUUCUAUAAUAACUUGUUGUAACGUAUGUUGUAGAUAUGUAUUCUCAGUCAAGUUUUACGUUUUUUAUUGUAAAAGCAAUUAUUGUUGCAAAAUGAAACGUUAGAACACGUUUAAUGGCAUUGGUUUCUUCUCCAGAAAUUCUA